Messenger RNA from Dracunculus medinensis (Guinea worm), 543 nucleotides. The record is from the annotation of a GenBank genome assembly. NCBI's taxonomy places the organism in Eukaryota, Metazoa, Nematoda, Chromadorea, Rhabditida, Dracunculidae.
UUAAGUAGUAUUUUCUUUUCUAGAAAAGAAUCGGAUCGCGUGAUUCGAAAGAAAAAAGAAGAUGAACAUGCAGUAAAAAAGAUUGAAGUACCAACAGUCUCUUCGGCUAUGUUUUUGCAGUAUAAUGACCAACUUGGUCCACCGUUCCAUGUGAUAAUUGAUACGAACUUUGUGAAUUUUGCAGUAAAAUAUCGAAUCGAUAUAAUACAAGGCCUCAUGGAUUGCUUAUAUGCCAAAGUGACACCGUAUAUAACUGACUGCGUGCUUGGUGAACUCGAGAAAUUGGGUCAUAGGUGCAAGAUUGCAUUAAAAAUAAUAAAAGAUAAUCGUUUUAAACGUUUGACAUGUUCUCAUAAAGGUAUUUAUGCUGAUGACUGUAUUAUUCAGCGAGUUACUCAGCAUAAAUGCUAUAUCGUUGCUACAUGUGAUAAAGAUUUAAAGCGAAGGAUUCGAAAGAUACCUGGUGUUCCUAUAAUGUAUAUUUCUCAACAUCGAUUUUCAAUAGAACGAAUGCCUGAUGCUUUUGGUGCUCCUGCAAAUUGA